This is a messenger RNA of Rotaria socialis, 3546 nucleotides long. NCBI's taxonomy places the organism in Eukaryota, Metazoa, Rotifera, Eurotatoria, Philodinida, Philodinidae. The record is from the annotation of a GenBank genome assembly.
AUGUCGAAAACAUAUAAUUUCGAUUGGCAAAUUGAAGUAUCAACUCGUCUACUUCAAGGCGAUUCUUUUGAUCGCUGGGAUGAAGAAAAUGGAACAUUAGAACAAAAUUGUUUAUUUCGUGUUGAUAGUUAUGGAUUUUUUAUUUAUUGGCAAAGUGAUGGACGUGAUGGACAAGUGAUUGAACUUUCACAAGUUAGCGAUAUAAGACCAGGCAAAGCUCCAACUGAUCAAAAAAUUGGUGCUGAUCUCAUGUCUAAUUCACUUGUCUAUGGUCGAGGUAAUAUUGAUGAACGAACAGUUACUAUUUGUAGUGGAAUCGAUUUUGUACAAAUAAGUCACACUAAUAUAACAGGUGCUGAUCCAGCUACAGCAAAAGCAUGGAUUGAAGGAUUAAGAAAAAUUACACAUAAUCAUAAGGCUAAUAAUAUAUGUCCAACAACCAUAUUACGAAAACAUUGGAUGAAAUUAUCUUUUAUGUUAAAUGUUAAUAAAAAAAUUCCUGUUCGAAGUAUUAGUAAAACAUUUGCAUCUGGUAGAACUGAAAAACGUAUAUUUGAAAUUCUUAAAGAACUUGGUUUACCGAGUGGAAAGAAUGAUGAAGUCGAUCCAGCUGAUUUUACAUUCGAAAAAUUUUGUGAUCUAUAUCAUAAAAUUUGCCCACGUACUGAUAUAGCUGAAUUAUUCGAUCAACUGUCCGGUGGAAAAGAUUAUAUAACUACAAAGCAAUUCGUCGAUUGGCUUAAUGAAGCUCAACGUGAUCCACGGUUAAAUGAAAUUUUAUUUCCAUUUUAUGAUACAAAAAGUGCAUUGCGUAUUAUUGAUCGACAUGAAUUACGUGCUAAUUAUCGGGAUCGUGGCCAUUUAUCAUGUGAUGGUUUAACGAGAUAUUUAAUGUCGGAUGAAAAUGCACCAGUUUUUCUUGAUCGUCUAGAAGUUUAUCAUGAUAUGGAUCAACCAUUGUGUCAUUAUUUAAUUAAUUCAUCGCAUAAUACAUAUUUACAGGGAAGACAAUUCGGUGGUCGUUCAUCAGUCGAAAUGUAUAGACAAGUUUUAUUAGCUGGUUGUCGUUGUAUUGAAUUAGAUUGUUGGGAUGGAAAAAAUGAUACUGAACCAAUAAUAACACAUGGGAAAGCAAUGUGUUCGGAUAUUAAUUUUAAAGAAGUUAUUUAUGCAAUCAGAGAUACAGCGUUUGUUACAAGUGAUUAUCCAAUUAUACUCUCAUUCGAAAAUCAUUGUUCGAAACCACAACAAUUUAAAUUAGCAAAAUAUUGUGAAGAAAUCCUGGGCGAUUUAUUAUUAACAAAACCAUUAGAUAGCCAUUCACUUGAACCUGGUGUGCCUUUGCCAUCACCAAAUUUAUUAAAACGUAAAAUACUUAUUAAAAAUAAAAGAUUAAAACCAGAAGUCGAAAAAAGGCAACUUGAUUUAUUUCUCAAAGGCAUAGAUACUGAAGGAAACAAUGAUAAUGAUGUCGAUUCAGCAGCUAAUGUCGAAGGAGAAGAUGGUUCAGCUGCAUUUUCUGACAAUGCCAAAUUACGUGAUGAUGAUGAUGAAGCUCAUCCCGAAUUAAAUGUUGACGUGAAUGAUGAUGCAAGUCGACGCACAUUAUUUGGUCAGUUGGGUUUAAAACUAAAAGUAUCAUCGAAUCUAUCUCGAGAAGAAGAAGAAGCACUCUACAAUGGUUAUCAGUAUAAAGGUGCAACAACAAAUAUUCAUCCAUUGUUAUCAUCUCGUGUUAAUUAUACACAGCCAAUAAAAUUUCCCGGUUUUUCCAAAGCAGAAGAACGUAAUAUACAUUAUCAUAUGUCAUCAUUUUCUGAAAAUGUUGCUUUACAACAUUUAAAACAAAAUCCAAUUGAAUUUGUUAACUACAACAAACGACAAUUGUCACGAAUAUAUCCCAAAGGUGGACGUGUUGAUUCAUCUAAUUAUAUGCCACAAAUAUUUUGGAAUGCUGGUUGUCAGAUGGUGUCAUUAAAUUUUCAAACGCCUGAUCUCCCGAUGCAAUUAAAUCUAGGAAAAUUUGAAUACAAUGGAAACUGUGGUUAUUUAUUAAAACCAGAUUUUAUGCGUCGACCUGAUCGAACAUUUGAUCCAUACGCUGAAAGUCCUGUCGAUGGUGUGAUAGCUGCAUUUUGUAGUGUGCGUGUAAUAUCCGGUCAAUUUUUAUCUGAUAAAAAAAUUGGUACCUAUGUUGAAGUCGACAUGUUUGGUCUACCAGCUGAUACAAUUAGAAAAGAAUAUCGUACGAAAACGAUUCCAGCUAAUGGUCUUAAUCCAAGAUAUGAUGAAACUGUUUUUGAAUUUCGAAAAAUUGUUCUUCCUGAUUUAGCUAUAUUGCGCAUUGCAGUUUAUGAAGAAACAGGUAAACUAAUUGGACAACGUGUUUUGCCAUUAGAUGGUUUACAAGCCGGUUAUCGGCAUAUAUCAUUACGUACAGAAGGCAAUUUUCCAUUAUCAUUACCAACUGUAUUUUGUGAAAUAAUUCUUAAAUCUUAUGUACCGGAUGGCUUGACAGACUUUGUUGACCAAUUAAAUCAGCCAUUAUUAAUUAAAAAAACAGAAGAAUUAUUAAAUUCAAUAACGAAUACAUCUUCUGAUGGUACUCUUACCACAAGUACUUCAUCACUACGACGCAAUCGUAUACUUAUUGAUACAGCAUCAGCACCCAAUCCUUCGUUAGAUGCAAAACUGACAACGACAGCGGCUAGCAAUACGUCAGUUAAUACAGUAUCUACUAGCGAUGGAAUUAAUUCAGCAGCAUCUAUUAAAUAUAAAGUACCUAUUGAAAUAAUCGUUCCAAUAACAUUAGAAUAUUUAUAUGAACAAAGAAGUUAUUCGAAGUUAAAACAUAAACAAGAUAAAGAAUUAACAUUAGUCAAGAAAAAACACGCUAAAGAACAAGCCGUACUGGGUGAACAACAAUCGAAAAUAAUGAGUAAAGCAAAAAGUGAUACAGAGAAAGCAACGCGAUCACCAAUGAUACAAGUUGGAAGUCAACGAAGAAACCUAAGUAAUGGUGGUAAUUCAACAGAAGGAAAAACUGAUACUAAAAUAAUGGAUUUAAUAAGUGAACAAAAUGUUGAAUGGACGUCACUUGUACAACGACAAAUAACAGAAAUGAACACAUUACGACGGCAACAUACUAAAGAGCAAUGUGAAGCGUUACGUCUUUUACUAGAGGAGACACAAAAAAUACAAACGAAAGAAUUAGUUGAACGACAAACAAAAGAAAAAAAAGAACUUGAAUUGAGUCAAGUACGUCAAAAUAUUGAAGAUAGUAAACGACUUGGUUCAGAAAAAAAUAUAAGAAAUAAAUCCGACUUAGAUCGUCGUGUACGUGAAUUAAAAUCGAAUAAUACAAAAAAAUUCGUCGAAGAACGUAAAAGACAAACUCUGAAACAUGAACGAGACAGAGACAAUUUAAUUAAAGCACAUGAAUCACAAAAAACAAUACUUCUAGCUGAUAUUGAUAAAAUGCUUGAAUAUAGUGUCAAUGAUCAAGAUGAAACACCAACGGCACGGUUUCCUUCGUCAUCUGUCUAA